This is a messenger RNA of Aplysia californica (California sea hare), 5489 nucleotides long. Its product is annotated as signal-induced proliferation-associated 1-like protein 1. Gene Ontology annotation, molecular function: GTPase activator activity; protein binding. Gene Ontology annotation, cellular component: cytoplasm. The record is from RefSeq and is a predicted model, not a curated record. Gene Ontology annotation, biological process: activation of GTPase activity; regulation of small GTPase mediated signal transduction. NCBI's taxonomy places the organism in Eukaryota, Metazoa, Mollusca, Gastropoda, Aplysiida, Aplysiidae.
UGAUGGGCAAGUGCCUCUGAGGGCCAAGUUUCACCAAAGCAUUUGUUCUUAUGGGUCAGAACAACAGAUAUACAGCCUUUCAUCCUUGACCAGUCCAUGAGCAGCUAAACAGAUGUGAAUGUGUUAAUAUCUCCAGUUUCCCAAUUUGUCAGGGAAAUGCAACAAUGGCCACUGAUGGUCAGAUGCCAAUGGGUUCAGGCAGUAACCUGGACGUUAUGCGGCAGCGGGCACAAAAAGCUGCUGAGUACUACCAGCAGCAGCAAGACUACCGGGGUGUGGACCAGGCCAGUGGGCUGGCGUCCCCCAGCUCUAUGUCCAGCAGGGAUUACCGCAUGCCUCCUCAACAGUACGCCGAAAACUAUAGCAAUAACAAAGGGUACACUGCUGACGCUGGUCGUGGUAACAGCAGUGCUCCUUCCAAUGUCGCUGGUGGUGGCGGCAGCGGCAAUGCUUACAGCAGCAAUGUGGGCCGAGUCCUGGCAGAGGACACCUUUGAUACAGCCAUGGCCCCUCCCACAAGCAACAGCUUCUACCGGGCCAAGAUGAGGGCGGGGAUUAUAGACAUGAGGAGCUCAUACAAUGAGCGUAUAGGAGCGGGGACCAGGAAUAGAGCAAGGACGUUCCAUGGGCCUCACACAGGGCCUAGGGCUCGAACUCAAACCUAUGCUCUUGACAGCAAGCAACAACCAUCGCCAGCAAACCCAGUGCACCAUGGCCAGCAAGAUCAACAACAACAGCUUCCGGCUCCACAGAAGCCGGCCCGUACUUACGCCACCAACAAAGCAAUGCUCCACCGAAGCAGCAGUGACCUAGAAGUGGACAGUGUGGAGUUGGACACACCCCCUCCCGCUCCGUCCACCCUUCAUCGUGAGUACGGCAGUACCUCCUCUCUGGACGUCCUCGGCACAAGCACAGACAAUUUUUUCUCCAUGAUCAGUGAGUUCCGGCAGCAUCAUGCCCUGGACCAGCGCAGCCCAGCCCCACCUCGCCUUCAAGAGCUUCUGCAGGGUCGCCUCGAGGCAUCAUCUGAGCCUCACAUACAGACCGCAGAAUCAGCCAAAGGUUCGGUGAAAUUCUUGAAUGGAUUAACUUCUGCUGAUAAAGAUGUGAUAACGGAUGAUGUGGAUUCUGGGAAAGGUAAUAAAAACAAAACCAAACACAAAGAGAGAAAGCAGAGGGCCAAAUCUAUAACGGGUGAGGGUAGUGCCAGUAUUCUGAAGAAACUGCGGGGUAAAAUGGAGUCUGAAGUGUCAGCUUUGAAGUCAGAAGAUCGUGUCAGUGCUGGAGAUGAGCUGCCAGGCCGGCCAGAGGACCACUCUCGCCGGCGAAUCUUUGUCCACUUUGACUGUCAGUCUGUGGGAGUGGACUUGGCUCAAGUCAUUCAUCAGCGCAUCCAUGGGGGGUCCUUGAAGAACAACAUGACCACUGGCGCUUCUGCCGCCUCAGGGCAGCGGUCAAGUCUUGCCCCUGACAAGGAUGAUCCAGACAUUUUAGCGGACACGGACGAAGGGGAUGGGAAGAGCAAUGAACUGGUUUUGUCGUGCCCGUUUUUCCGCAAUGAGUUGGGAGGAGAGGAUGAGAGGACUGUAAGCUUGACCAAACUGACCGCACACAAGAGAGUGUCGGCCACUGGCUCAUCCCCUGUGUCACAACCCCCCAUGGACACCAUCCUGGUGCGGCACCCCGCUUGCUGCGGUGUAGCCAUCUUGGACUCGUCACCGUCACCCUCUGGUCAGAUAUUGCCUCCGCUUGUGUCACAUCGAGGGCAUGUGAUAGAGUACGUAGACCAUGGGGCCUAUUACUACAGGCAUUUCUUCUACACUCAUGACCACCAGAACUUAUUUGGAACGGAUGAGAACUUGGGUCCAGUAGCCAUCAGUGUGCGCAGAGAGAAGCUGGACCUCGACGACAGAACCAACAACUUGGGCAGGGCAGACUACGGCUCUAAUCAGUACAGGAUCAUCUGUAGAACCAGUGAGCUGACCACACUGCGGGGCUGUGUGCUGGAGGAGGCCAUCCCGUCCCGUCUGAGCAGCUCCCGGGGAAUCCCCAUCAAGGACGUCCUGGAAGUGGCCGUGCCCGAGGUGCAGCUCUCCUGUCUGCGCCAGGGCAUGGCAGGACCCAAGACCUGUGAGCAGUUGCUCAAGCUGGACGAGCAAGGGAUCAGUAACACGUACAAAGUGGGCAUCAUGUACUGCAAGUCAGGUCAAGCUAGUGAAGAGGAAAUGUACAAUAAUGAAAGUGGAGGUCCGGCCUUGGAAGAGUUCCUCAGCCUUGUCAGCCAGAGGGUUAGGUUGAAAGGCUUUGAAAAGUACAGGGCAGGCUUAGAUUGCAAAACCGACACCACUGGCACCCACUCGUACUACACAACGUUCAACAACAACGAAAUAAUGUUCCACGUGUCCACCAUGUUGCCCUAUACACCAAACAAUAAACAACAGCUUCUGCGCAAGCGUCACAUUGGCAAUGACAUAGUGACCAUCGUGUUUCAAGAGCCUGGUGCCUUGCCGUUCACCCCUCAGACUGUACGUUCUCAGUUUCAACAUGUCUUCAUCAUCGUCAGGGUCAGCAAUCCGAAUUCUGACAACACAAGAUACAGCCUUGCAAUAACUCGCUCGAAGGACGUUCCACCAUUUGGCCCUCCCAUCCCUGAGCACUGUAGCUUCAAGAAGUCUCAAGAGUUUGUGGAUUUUCUCCUUGCCAAACUUAUCAACUCUGAGAAUGCAGCACACAAGUCCAACAAAUUUCUGACAAUGGCCACAAGAACAAGGCAGGAGUACUUAAAAGACCUGGCCACAAACUAUGUCACCAACACGCCCAUUGACUCGGGGUCCAAGCUUAGUAAAUUUGGACUUGGCAGUGGACGCAAGAAGGAGAAGCCAAAGCAAAAAGUGGUACCUGAUAUGUUUGCCAAAGGAGCACUGGUGUGGGAGGUUCAGGUGGAGGACAUGGGUACUGCGUCUCAGGUGGAGUGCCUGCUGGCAGUAGCGGCUGACACCAUCGUGCUGGUGGAGCAGGUGAACAAGGACGUCAUCUUCACCAUACCCUGCAGCACCGUCAUUGGAUGGACUCCCCAGCCAAGCAGCUUGCGGAUGUACUUUGGCUCUGGGGAGUGUCUGCUGCUGCGUCCCUUGUCUGGGGAGGUGGAAGAGAUGCAUGAGAUGAUCACCAGACUACAAGCUGUCACAAAUGGCACAGAGACUUCAAAAAUGGCUUUGAAAAGAAAUGGCUUGGGCCAGCUUGGUUUCCACAUCCAGUCAGAGGGCAUUGUGACAGACGUAGAGCCCUAUGGGUUUGCCUGGGAGGCUGGCCUCCGUAAAGGCAGUCGGCUGGUAGAGAUCUGCAAGGUGGCCACCACCACGCUGUCACAUGACCAGAUCGUGGACCUGCUGCGUACUUCGGCUGUGGUCAAGGUGGUGGUCGUGCCCCCUAUGGACGAUGGCUCCCCUAGGGGCUUCAUCAGCCUGACCACACAUCUCCCCCACACCUCCAUGAUGUCGCUAAAUGCCAUCAUGAUCUCCGAAACCCUCCAUGCUCCAUCUCCAUCCCCCUCGGAGCCUAGCUUCCUCCUCACUAGAGGUGACAACAGCAUCAGCCUGACUUCCCCACUACCAUCAUCCUCCACCUCAGUGGGCAGCAAGCCGUCCCCUUCAUCCAACUCACAACAACAACAACAACAACAACAACAUCAGCAGCAGGCCAGCAGCUCCGUGUUUGAGUCCCCCCGGCAGCGGCCCGUCACCACCCACCAUGGCUACUCGGACUCCACCCUGUCGUCGGGGCGCUCUUCUGACGAUGGUCGCAGCUCCUAUUUUGGUCACACCCGCCAGGAGUCAGCGGACAUGUACGGCUCAGUGCGGGGCAGCCAUGAAGGGCACACCAGCUCAGGGGAGGAGCCACACUCCAGGAAUAACUCUCAUGACAGUUCAGACUAUUCCUUGUCAGCAUUGAGUGCAAGGUCCAGAUCUAGUCAACACAAUCAGCCCCCUCUACGUCGAGGUGAGCGAGUGGCAGCAAGCACUGAUGUGAGCAUGGACAGCAGUGUCUACGGCAGUGCCGCCACCAACAAGCGACAGUUUGCCAACAUGGAGUACAGCUCCAGUAUCCCGGCCACGGGGAACAUCGCCCUGGAGCUGCUGAAGCAGACACAGAACACUAAGUACCUGUUGGGUCAAGGUCAGGGUCAGGCUCCUUCGAGGUCAGCUGUGGAGCAGGGUCGGUCAGUGCAAGACGGGACAAACCCAGGGUCAGCCUCCAACCUCAGUCAGAUCAGUGAAGGUUCCUCGAGUGGUUCUUCACAGUACACACACAGAAAUGAAUCUGGGAAACUUAUCAAAGAAGAGGUGGGAGCCCCAAGGCGUAAAGACGGCUCUGUGAUGAGCAGGUCAAUGAAGCCUGUGAUGAAGAAAGGACUGACGGAACCAUCCACCAGCAGCCCACGAGCCACAAGGCGCAACCUCUCUGGCAUGUCAUCAGAGGAAUCCCUGAACUCACGUCUGCGUCCUGGUGUCACGGGCCAGAAGUUCACCCGUCAAGUGGCCCGAGCAGAUUUCCAGGAGGAACUCAUGAGGUUGAUUGACCCAGAUCUCUCGGAGAAUGACCUGGUGGGCUAUAAUUCGAGAGGUUCGACCUCUAGGAAGUCUGGACGGCUGCAAAGGACCUUGUCUGAUGAGAGUCUUCACAACAGCAAGGGAACCAGCAGUGACUUACUUCCUACCAAGUCAGAGGACUCUCCCACACAGAGGCUGUCCCCGAGGGCUCUUUCUGACCUGAUCAGUGCAAGGCAAAGGAGCAAGUCCACCAUAGACAACAGAGCCUUGCCUGUCCUGGAGUCAGCUGCUGCUCUGGACUGGUCCAAACUGGUCAAUGUCGCCUCAAAGGUUAUUGACGAAACUGAUUCCAAAAGUUCCUCGCGUUCUGGGAAUGGGCACCUCCGUGAGGAGAAUGGAAGCUCCCCAGAGGACCGCCCCCCGCCCCGACCACCUUCUCCUCAAAUGAAUAUCGGGCUGCCUACAUCAUCUGCUGGAAUGUCGGCCUCUUACAUGUCCCUGGCGACCACGCCACAACAGAGGAUUCAGGAAUUGGAACAGCGGCUGGACAAAGUCUCUCACGAGCUGGACAAGGUGCGGAAGGAAAAGUCUUCCAUGGAGGCAGAGAUUCAAGACCUGAGAGCCGAUAAUGUACGCCUACAGGAGGAGUCUCAGACUGCGGCCACGCAGCUACGGAGGUUUACUGAGUGGUUCUUCAAUACUAUUGAUCGACAGUGAAACUCACAGAGAGUGCUACUUUUUGCUGUUGACCUUCGUAUAGUCAUGUCUACGUGUUCGUAUAAUGUAUUAUUUUUUUGUCAGUGAAUUCAGAGUCUGGAUGGAAUUCUGUUUGUGGGUGUACCAGUAUAAUUCAUUGUUGGUCAAGAAUUCAAGAAAGAGUGCCUCUCUUGGGAGAAACAAUCUGAUAAAAAUAAAAAACCAAUUGAAGAAUGAAAAAAA